UUGUUAUUCAUGUAAACUUGGAAAAUUACUCUUAAACAGCCUCAUACCUCAAAGAACCCUGAAAUGGGAGGUCCCGCGUCCUCCCCUCCGCCCAGUUUCUGGUUCCCACUACCGGGAAGGCUGUCCAGGGGCGUGCGCUCUUGUUUGCAGCUCCCAAAAAUACUCUGAGGGGCGGGGGGCAGAGAGAGUGAGACAGCUAGACAGGAAGACAGAUCCAGAUCGAUGAGAUUGAAGUAAAGAACCGCCAUCGAGCUUUGAGGCAGCAUUUUAUUUUUUUUCUUCCACCCCUCCAUCCUCAUUACGCAUACCGAUCCCCCCGUCUCUCCAAUACGAGAAGAUGCCCAAAUCCUCACAGUGCGUAUCCCCCCGGUCCUCCCAGUGGAUGGCAUCUUUGACCAUUCUGUUGCUGCAGAUUGUGCUUUCUUCCUCGUACUCUUCCUCCUCUGCGUAUCAGAGACCUGCGGCUGGCGGGAAGCGACCGGGCUUCUUGGGAAGAACGCUGAUUCUUCUGGAUGUCAACACCCGCAGUCCGAUCAGAAUCCUCAACGACAACUUCCUCUCGUUGCAGCUGGACCCCUCGAUCAUCAAAGACGGUUGGCUGGACUUUCUAAGCUCGAAGCGGCUCGUCACCCUGGCGCGCGGCCUGUCGCCUGCUUUUCUUCGCUUUGGCGGAAAGAGAACCGACUUCCUGCAGUUCAACAACCAGAAGAACCUCGCCAAGUUCAGAGGACCUGGGCCGGACUAUUAUCUGAAGAACUACGAGGACGACAUAGUGCGCAGUGACAUUGCCCUGGACAAACAGAAGGGCUGCAAACUGGCCAACCAUCCUGACAUAAUGUUGGAGCUGCAGAGGGAGAAGGCGGCGUCCACGCAGCUCGUCCUGCUGAAAGAGCAGCUGUCCAACAUCUACAGUAACAUAACAAUAACAGCCAGGUCUUUAGACAAACUCUACAACUUUGCCGACUGUGCUGGUCUGCACCUGAUCCUGGGUCUCAACGCGCUGCACCGAAACCCCGACAACUCCUGGAACACCACCUCCACCCUCAGCCUCCUCAAAUACAGCGCUGGCAAGAAGUACAACAUGUCCUGGGAGCUGGGCAAUGAGCCGAACGCCUACCGCAGCAUGAAGGGCCGUGCAGUCAACAGCACACAGCUGGCUCAAGACUACACCAAACUACGAAACCUGCUGCAGUCCGUGCGGUAUUACCAUCGAGCUCACCUCUUCGGCCCCAACGCAGGGCGACCCCGGAAGAAUGCCAUCCUGCUGCUGGACGGGUUCCUGAAGAAUGCCGGCUCUGUCGUAGAUGCAGUUACGUGGCAACAUUAUUUUGUAGAUGGCAGAGUGAACAAAGCUGAGGAUUUCCUAAAAACCCGCCUGCUGGACACGCUAACAGAGCAGAUUAAUAAAGUCACCCAGGUGGUAAACACACACUCUCCGGGUAAGAAAGUGUGGCUGGGUGGACUGGGGCCAGCGUGGUCAGGAGGCAUUAAUAAUCUCUCUAGCACAUAUGCAGCCAGCUUUCUCUGGAUGAACACGCUCGGCGUUGCUGCUGUGCAGGGAGUUGAUGUUGUUUUGCGUCACUCCUUCUUCGACUAUGGCUACUCUCACCUUGUGGACCAGCAUUUUAACCCUUUACCGGAUUAUUGGUUUUCUCUGGUCUUCAAGCAGCUGGUUGGUCCAAAAGUUUUAGCUGUCCGUGUGGCGGGACUGCAGAGGAAGCCGCAACCAGGACGAGUCAUACGCGACAAGCUACGGAUCUACGCCCAUUGCACCAGCUACCACAAUCACAACUAUGUGAGGGGGUCGAUAACAAUUUACAUCAUCAACUUGCAUCGGUCGAGAAAGAAAAUCAAGUUGGCUGGAACGUUACGGAACAAAACGGUGCAUCAGUACCUUCUGCAGCCCUACGGUCCAGAUGGGCUCCGAGCCAGACAUGUCCAGUUGAACGGAGUGAAGCUCCACAUGCAGGACAGUGAGACGUUCCCAGAACUGAAGCCUAAAACUCUGAGGGCCGGACGAACUAUAGCGAUGCCUCCUUUGACCAUAGGCUUUUACGUGAUCAAAAACAUCAACGCGUAUGCUUGUCGACGAUAACAGCCGCCUCCUGUUCUUGAUGCGUCGACCCUCCGCCAUCUUGACUGGAAACUUAAAAGAAAACAGGACAAUUCUGGGAACUUCUUACAAAGAAAGCAAACCCAGAGAGACACUUGGAUAAAUACCAGCCCGUUUCCACAGAUAUGAUCUGCCAUGAUGGGAAUGUUCAAAUCAUUUCACCAAGUUAUAAAUAAACCCUCGCUUUCUUCUGUACCAACAAAAACAUGUACUGGCGUUAAAAUGAAGGCUUGUACUUUUUAUUUCUUUUCCAACGCAGUUCCUCGCCCAGACAUGAGGGCAGGAAUUAUAUGAGACUUUUGUGUUUCCAGACAUCCAGAGGAAAAAAAAAGUACAUUGCUUAGCCCGAUUUCGGGAGCGAUUUCAUUGGUUUGCUCCUGUGUGUGUGUGUUGAUGAAGCUACUGAUGUCACUGAAUGACAUAUUUCCUUCCUUUGCCAUUUAAAAAACUUCAAUCAAACGUUUACUUCUUGUAAAGCUCUUUAUGUUUGUACCUGAGCGCUUUUGUGUCGUUUUUGUUGAUCUGUAGAACUUGCAGCCCGUGUGUUGUGAUAUACUUGCAUUGCAGUCAUACCAAACUGCAGGAGUACAAUGUGAACGCCCCUCCACAAAAAAAUGGGGUCUGUAUUUAUGAUCAAAAAUGUCCUAAAUCCCAAUUUUCAGGUGUUUCUCUGUGGUUUUAGAUUUUAUAUCCUUUUGAUGCUGCUAGGUCUCUUGUAAAAAGAAACAUUUUAUAUUUUAGUUUUGUACAGAUUUACUGUUAAAUAUUUAGCUAAUGUAUAUAAAGAGUGAUAAAAGAUUUAAGUUUGCUAAGUUACAUUCAGUAUACUUUUAAUUUAUAUAAGAAAAUACUUUAUAGGCUUAUAAUAAACUCUAUUAUUGGUACUAAUUUCUCAAUUCUUCAGUGAACUGUAAGAAUGUAUUUUAAUGGGACAAUUAAAAAGUUUAUAUUUCAUAAUAUUUUGAGUAUCUCAUUUAAGAGAACUUUUUUUUUUACUUUCAGACCACAAUCUGCUCAUUUUGUGUUCUGAGCUACAUGAUAAAUGCAAAGAAUUUUCCUCUGAAUUAUGUUUUUUUUACUUAAUAUUGCAGGUGUUUAUAUUUUUUAGGGCACAUUAUUUUAAUAUGAAAAGUCUGUAUUAUUUUGAAAGGUUUACAUUGAUAUAAAAUAUUUACAAAUACCUCACGGCUUCUUUUUCUUAAUUUCUGGUGUAUUUGCAGCAAAUAAAGUGGAAAAUAAAUGGGGUAAAAAGUGCCAC
This is a messenger RNA of Oryzias melastigma (Indian medaka), 3371 nucleotides long. RefSeq names its product heparanase 2 (gene hpse2). The record is from RefSeq and is a predicted model, not a curated record. Lineage: Eukaryota; Metazoa; Chordata; Actinopteri; Beloniformes; Adrianichthyidae. Bases 338 to 2095 code for a protein of 585 amino acids. Gene Ontology annotation, molecular function: hydrolase activity, acting on glycosyl bonds. Gene Ontology annotation, cellular component: membrane; extracellular matrix. The transcript has 12 exons.